Molecule: messenger RNA, 1144 nt
Organism: Laetiporus sulphureus 93-53
Lineage: Eukaryota; Fungi; Basidiomycota; Agaricomycetes; Polyporales; Laetiporaceae
Exons: 7
Coding region: 181-855 (224 amino acids)
Source: RefSeq, a predicted model, not a curated record
UUGAGCGCGCCACCUCGUACCGAAACCAGACCGCGCGUCGGGGCCAUGCCGCUGCGAUAGAAGACGAAGACCGCGCCUUGCGCUCGCGCUGAUGCAAACGGGCCGCGCCGUGGACCGAGAGUUGACGCGACGCAUAGAAAGUGCCGGGAAACGUUUGAAACGCGUGGACCGUGAUUCGACAUGAUGGACAGCAAGUGCCGGGAAACGUGUCGAAUGAUGCCGUCAAUAUCGCGAGACGUGUGGAUGCCCGGAGUGUACAGAGACGCAGGCGAGAGGUUGGCUAUGCGGAUACUGCAAUUGACAAGACGCGUGACGAGAGACGGCCAUGACCGGUUGCGACCGUCGAUCGCGCUCGCCCGCGUGGUACUCGGGCUGGACAGGCCCUCGUGCGCUCGUCGCCCUCAUACUGUCCAUGGCUUUGGACUGCGAAGCAAGGCAUGGGGCACUGAUCACGACCAUGGCGAUCAAGAUCCUACGAACGGCAUGAUUGAGAAAGUGCACAAAAGAAACGGACAUGCACAGGACUGUCGCCUGCACGAGAGAGCUCGAAGCUGCGAGCUGUCGCGUCCCGCCAUCCAUUCUCUACCGUCUCGCGACCGGUUGGUGAUCACGCCUGACCAUCGCCGUUCGGUUGCAAGCUGGCCUAUUCUGGCGCACUCCGAGCGAUAUGCGAACAACAGAAGGCUGCGACGGUCUACUCGCAGGCCGCAGAGGCCGACCGUUACAUGCCGCGGAUGGUGGGUCGAUAUAGGGGAGCGUCUCGCAUUUGGCAUGUGGUACAGAGCGCAACGUGUUCGAUAUCGACCGAGCUUGAUCCAUCAGAAGGUGCCACUUGACAUGGGUGCCUGGGCUUGAGCCUGACUCGGAGGAAGAUGUCGAUUCUUGCACUUGGCCACUUUUGGAUGAAAAAUGAGGCCUGAGGCGACGCGCGGUGAGAGAUGAAAGUGGGAAUGCGUACCGUCAAAGUGGCGCCUCGGACGCGCCUUGGACGCGCAUGCGUGACUUUGCCAACGCAAACGGUGGCAGUCGACGCGACUUGGACGCGGAGAUGUUUGUGAGCGGCUAUCGCCGUUUCGUUCCUGCUCAAAGGCCAGUCUUAGAAUUCACGGUUAGGUGAGUCGCCCUUGAGCAGUCUAGACAAAAC